Molecule: messenger RNA, 3612 nt
Organism: Rotaria sordida
Lineage: Eukaryota; Metazoa; Rotifera; Eurotatoria; Philodinida; Philodinidae
Source: the annotation of a GenBank genome assembly
AUGGAUAAAGAUAUUGAUGCUACUUGGGAUAAAGACGGUGAACUUCUCGCCAAUUAUUGUUUGAAUGAAUGGUUAAUUUUACCUGAAUAUCCUAUUAUGUAUGGAUAUUUUCAAUUUGUCUAUUUAAAUAAUCGAUCAAUCAAUGAAUUUAAAAUUAAUAUCGUACCUAACUUCAUAUGUUUUGAUGCACGAAGAUGUCCUGUAUUAUUAUCUAGAAUAGUUCCCAUAAAAAUAAUCGAUAGUCUUACAUGUUGUCGAUCUUCUGAUCUAAUUGAAGCAUCUCCGAGAAAAUAUUUUCCUAUGUUUUAUGAGUUUCGGAAUCUCUAUCAUGAAUGUUCAACUACUGGUAAUGAAACAUCAUGUGCAGAUUCAUCUUAUUUUCAUUGUUAUAAAUCUUUAAAAUGCAUAUCAUAUAACCGCGUUGGUGAUGGAUUCAAUGAUUGUUAUCAUAAUGAAGAUGAAUUAUUUCCUACAUGUCAUCUGAAUAUCUCAAACCGAUUUAAUUGUGUUAAUCAAACAAAAACAUGUUUUUGUCCACCAAAUUAUUUUGAUUCUCAAUGUCAAUGGCAGAGUCAACGUGUGAGUUUGACUUUACAGUUUCGAACACAAAGUAUUACUGUUUCUCCAAUUAUUUUUCAAUUUAUCAUCAUGCUCAUUGAUGAACAAGGAAAUAUUGCAUCCAAUUAUGAACAAAUAACAUAUAUGCCUGCUCAUGAUUGUAAUAGAAAAUUUAAUAUCUAUUUACUGUAUCCACAUCGGCCUAAAUAUUCAUCAAGAAAUGAUUCUAUUCGUAUUGAUCUUUUUGACAAAUUAACAUUAGAUUAUUGGACAAGUUGGUAUUUACCAAUUCCAUUUCAGUUUCUUCCUGUUAAUCGAAUAUCAGCUCAGCUAAACAUUACUGAAGUACGAGAAAAUAAACUAUGUGCACUAUCAUGUGGAGAGCAUGGUCAGUGUAUGAGAUAUACAAAUAUGAAUAAUUCAGUUUUUUGUCGAUGUGAUCAAGGAUAUUCUGGUAUUUUCUGUAAUAUUACAUAUCAAUGUCAAUGUUCAAAUGACUCAUUCUGUCUUGCUCCAUCUAUUUGUGUAUGUCCCUUGAAUAAGUUUGGCUCACAUUGUUAUUUGAAAAGAUCAAUAUGUCAAUCAGUGAACAAUCCAUGUCAACACAAUGGACUUUGUAUAGCAAUUGAUGUUCGUAUUAAUUUACAUGAAUUUAUCUGUAUUUGUAAAGAAGGUUAUCAAGGUGAACGAUGUCAAUACAAAAGCAAUCAAAUUGAUAUUCGUAUAGAUGAGACUAUAGUAGCAAUAAGUUCAUCAUUCAUUCUACAUUACAUAACGGUAUUUGACAAAUAUAAAAACUAUGAACGAAUGACUACGCUAAAAAAGAUUGCUUUCGGUUACAAUACUAUGACUAUUUAUGUACAACAACCAUUUAACAUGAUUUUUAUACAAAUACCUGAUGGCGAUUAUUAUCUAAUUGUUUUAAGAGAAAAAUUUAUACCAUCAGAAUAUAUUCAUACUCAAGUAUUACCAAAGAAUCGUUGUUAUCCAGUUCUUCAUCUUUUUAAUGACACUUUUCGUCAGUUUGAACAUCUACGACUGGUAAAAUAUUAUCCACUUUUAUGUCGUCAAAAUCUAGAAUUGAUGUGCUUUUAUGAUGAAUAUUACAUGUGUGUAUGUGAUAGUGAUCGUUAUUCAAAUUGUUUUCAAUUUAAGCAUACGAUGAAAAAUGAUUGUAGCGGAAAAAAUCUUUGUUAUAAUAAUGGUCGAUGUUUUCGUAACAACGAAACUUGUCCAACAACAUUUAUGUGUGUAUGUAAUGACUGCUACUAUGGAAGACAAUGUCAAUUUUCAACAAAAGAUUUCAUUUUUUCACUCGAUCCAAUUCUUGGAUAUCAUAUCAAACCAAAUGCUUCAUUUCAUCAACAACCAUUUAUUGUCAUAUUCAGCAUUAUUAUUACUACGAUUAUGUUAAUUUCACAAUUAAUCAUGGAUUCAUUAUCUAUAGCAACAUUCAAAUUGAAAAAUUCAAGGGAAGUUGGUUGUGGUUAUUAUCUUCUUGCAUCAUCAAUUACUUCAAUGUGUAUGAUUAUUGUAUUAAUAAUUAAAUUUUGGCAACUUAUUCUUUCACAAAUGUCAAUCAUAACUAAUAGAUCAAUACUUUCUAUUAAUUGUAAAUCAAUUGAAAUUAUUCUUAAAUCUGGUUUAACAUCAACUGAAUGGCUUAAUGCAUGUGUAUCUAUUGAAAGAAUGUUUAAUAUUAUGAGUGGUAUAUCAUUUAACAAAACAGCAAGUAGAAUAAUUGCUAAACGAGUAAUUUUCAUUGUGAUUAUUUUAACUUUAAUUACACAUAUUCAUGAUCCAAUUAAACGACAAUUAAUUGAUGAUUUAGAUGGAGAUCAACAACGAAUAUGGUGUUUAUCUCAAUAUUCAUCCACAUUAACUAUAUACAACAAAUUUAUUACUCUUUUUCAUUUUCUUAUGCCUUUUUCGAUUAAUAUGAUAUCAGCUUUUAUAACUAUUAUAGUAGCAGCUCGUAGUCGUGCAAAGGUUAAAUCAAAACAAGCAUUCAUGGAACAUUUUCGUUUAAAACUUAAACAAAAUAAACAUAUAAUUAUUGCACCUAGUGUUUUAUUACUGUUAAGUUUACCACGUCUUAUUAUUUCAUUCACAUCAGGAUGUAUGAGAUCACCUAGUCAAUCUUGGCAAUAUUUGAUUGGCUAUUUUCUAUCAUUUAUACCAUCAGUGUUAAUAUUGUUUCUGUUUAUUUUACCAUCAGAAGCUUGGGGUCAACAUGUUGAAUAUGAUAAAAUUAAUGUUAUAUUUCAUAUUCCAAAUGAAGAUGAAGUUGAUUUUGCUUGUGAAUUUGUUGAAACAUUUAUGUAUCUUGAACUAAGAAUCUUAAAGGAAAAUCGUACAAAAAUGUCCAAUGAUGAACGAUUACGAUCAUUAACAAUAAUUCAUCCUAUAGUUGUUGGUUAUUUACGUAUGGUUCCACGUAUUGAAAGUGAAGAAAUUAAAAAUCUUGUACCAACGAUUGCUCCAUAUGAUUCAAAUGUUCAAGCUCAAUAUUCUCUUUAUGCUAAAGAACCAAAAUUUAAAGAGAAUCUUCGAAUGCGUCUUCUUAUCGAUAUUGGAGAUUCAAUUGAUUAUCUUAUUGCAUAUCAUUCAGACGAUGCAUCAUCGAUAAACCUUUAUUCUCUUUCAUCAAUGUACUAUGAUAUAUUCGAACAAUACAUAAAUAGAUUAUCUAAUAAUUUAAAUGUUAUUAAAUAUUUAUAUAAAAAUAAAUUAUGUGGUGCACAACAACAUCUUAGAUUUAUUGUUGUACGACGUAUAGUAAUACAAAUUGAAUUAUUUGCAUUGAAUAAUUUUCGAACAUUGACUCAAAUCGAUCAGCAAGUUAUAUUUAAAUUAUCUCUUCAUCGAUACAGUGAAGUAAGUUUAACAUCUAAUAAUUUUUUCAUUUUAAUUCUUGAUCGUAUUAUUGAAUUAUUUAAUAAAUCUGAUGAAGUUGAUCAUUAUGAAAUAAAAGGUUGUUUGUAUAUACUUCUUGGCAAUGAAUCAUUUUUUUUACCGACUAAACAUUCAUGGGAAAUACUUGAAAAAUUAUGA